AUGAGUGUUACCUCGUCUGAAAACUGGUUCACCGGAAAAAUGAGUAGAAGAAAAAUAUUAUGUCGCCGGAAAACUAGUUCGCCGGAGUUUGCCGGAAUUCCCAAAAACUGGUUUCCUGUAUGUCACAGGAAAAAACGUUCCCCGCAAAACUGGUUGGCUGGAAAACUUAUUCGCCGGAAAAAAGUCGCCACUAAAACCGCGUCUGAAAAUGGACUCCGGGACGCCAAGCUGCAUGCAAGACGCCAGUUGAAUGAAGCCAGUAGCAGCACUAGUAAGCAAAACCAUGGGUUUGUGUACAAUGAUAAGAAAGUGAAGGAUCACUUUGAACUCAAGUCAUGGGUUUGUGUUUCUGAUGAGUUCGAUGUAUUUAAUAUUAGCAAAACCAUUUAUAAAGAUGUGGGUGGGGAUGACAAACUAUUUGAAACUCUUAAUCAACUUCAAGUGGCUCUUGCAGAAAAACUUUCAAAGAAAAGGUUUCUGAUCGUUCUAGACGAUGUCUGGAAUGAAGACUACCAUAAGUGGGAACUCCAACACCCAUUUAUUGUAGGGGCACCCGGAAGUAAGAUUAUUGUUACAACCCGGAAUAGUACAGUGGCAUUGGUGAUGAAUUCUUCCCAAUCUUACCAUUUGGAGCUGAUGUCAAAUGAAGAAGCUUUGUCUUUGUUUGCCCAACAUGUGCUCGAUAAACAAAAUUUUGAUUCGCAUCCAACACUUAAGUUGUAUGCAGAAGGCAUUGUGAAGAAAUGUGGAAGAUUGCCAUUGGCGUUGAAAACUCUUGGAAGGGUGCUGAGAACAAAAUCAAGUGAUGAUGAAUGGGAUGAAUUGUUAUAUAGUGAGAUAUGGAAUUUACCGAAUGACGGUAAUAUUCUUCCUGCCCUAAGACUAAGUUACUAUGAUCUCCCAACGCAUUUGAAGCAAAUGUUUGCUUAUUGCUGCUUAUUCCCCAAGGAUUACAUGUUUGACAAGGACGAACUCGUUCUGCUCUGGAUGGCAGAAGGGUUUUUGUACCAUUCAAAUGGAAGCAAGUAA
Erigeron canadensis is the source of this 1029-nucleotide messenger RNA. Its product is annotated as putative disease resistance RPP13-like protein 1. NCBI's taxonomy places the organism in Eukaryota, Viridiplantae, Streptophyta, Magnoliopsida, Asterales, Asteraceae. Gene Ontology annotation, biological process: defense response to other organism. Gene Ontology annotation, molecular function: ADP binding. The coding region runs from base 1 to 1029 and encodes 342 amino acids. The transcript is spliced from 3 exons. The record is from RefSeq and is a predicted model, not a curated record.